This is a messenger RNA of Macadamia integrifolia, 2062 nucleotides long. Its product is annotated as mitochondrial uncoupling protein 3. Bases 928 to 1899 code for a protein of 323 amino acids. The transcript is spliced from 4 exons. Lineage: Eukaryota; Viridiplantae; Streptophyta; Magnoliopsida; Proteales; Proteaceae. The record is from RefSeq and is a predicted model, not a curated record. Gene Ontology annotation, biological process: response to cold; transmembrane transport.
UAAAAUCCAGUGUGAAAGCACUCUAACAAAAUCCUUCUGAACAAACAAGGCCUUAUGAUGUUGGGCCAAUGGCCACAAUGUCCAAAGCUAUAACUCGUCUUCCUCCUCGCCGAGUUCAAGAAACCAACUCUCAAAGGUUUAACUUUACCUGUUAGGAGUUCAAGAGUUCAUUCGAGACUCGUCAUUCUCCAAUAGUCCAAUCUCUGCUGCAUCUCAAGUCUAGCUCUCUCUCGCAUCCCAGUGUUCUAGACCGCAACUCCAGCCGUCCAUCGAAGACAAUCUCUAGCGACUCAGGUCUCAGGUAGUGAGCCCAUCAUGGACACAGCUAAUCAUUGAGGGAGAUAUAGCUUUUCUUAUCAAAUGAGAAGGUCAAGUUCCUUGGCGAUGGUCUCAUCUCAUAAGGAUAACAGGAUUUUGUGUGACCAGGGGGAAUAUCUCAUUCUCAAGAAGGUCGAUUUGCUUGCAAAAUCUGGGUAGAUAGGGCUACAAACAAUCGACAGGAGCCUCUUGGACUAGUGCAUACUAAGUCUGCUUUAACCUUAUAACAGUGCUGCUGCUUUUGCUUCUGAUGUCUUAAUUUCAAAAGUAUGGUCACCACAUUGACAAGUCGUUGCCGCUUUAAGAUGUUAUCAAUGGUGAGAAGAUUCCUUGUGUGACUUUGUGGGAAACUACAAAUCAUGCUUGUCUUCAUCCGGAUUCCUGCAUUCCUUGAGUCUGACUAUUUUAUCAAAUAUUGUUUGCUCCCGUUAUUGUUAUCUUGAAUGCUGGGUGCACAACUGUGUUUCCAGUUUCAGUUUUUUAUGCCAGCACCAGAAGGGUCCCACUAUCAGGCAACAAGUUUUUAGAUUCAGAGAUGGUAUAUUUGAAUACAAAGAUCCCACCUUAUAUCACUUCUUUCUCCCUUAACUGGUGUUAAAUGUCUCUCUCAUGCACCACGUGUGCUCAUUAUUGUUUGCUCAUUCUGCAACUUAUAGCUUCUCUCUCUCCUCAUUCUCCAUGGAGAGAAGCAAAGAGAAGGAGAAUACCCCCACAAAGAUCUUUCUAACUUCACUGUCCGCUAUGGUUGCUGAGACGACUACCUUCCCCAUAGAUAUCACAAAGACGAGGCUCCAGCUUCAUGGUGAAUCACUUUCUUCAACUAGGCCAACUAAUGCAUUCCAAGUGGCAUUUGAGAUAGUUCAGAGAGAAGGCAUGCUGGGUCUCUAUAAGGGCCUCUCCCCUGCAAUCCUUCGACAUCUCUUCUAUACACCAAUCCGAAUUGUUGGGUAUGAACACUUAAGAGAGGCCUUCCCAAGUGUUUCUUUUUCCCUCGUUGGCAAGGCCUUCAUCGGAGGUCUCUCUGGCAUGAUUGCUCAGGUUGUGGCUAGUCCUGCUGACCUUGUAAAGGUCAGAAUGCAAGCAGAUGGUCUGCUGGUGAGGCUGGGUCUGCAACCAAGGUACACUGGUCCAUUUGAUGCCAUAAACAAGAUUGUUCACACAGAAGGUAUUGGGGGGCUUUGGAGAGGGGUUCUUCCAAAUGUGCAGAGAGCAUUCUUAGUCAACAUGGGGGAGUUGGCCUGCUACGAUCAUGCGAAGCGUUUUAUAAUCCAGAAUCAGAUUUGCGAGGAUGGUGUUUAUGCUCACUCCUUAGCUUCUAUCAUGUCAGGUCUUUCAGCUACUGCUUUGAGCUGUCCUGCAGAUGUUGUGAAGACAAGAAUGAUGAACCAAGUUUCGACUAAGGAAGCUAAGAUCAUAUAUAAGAGCUCCUAUGAUUGUUUGGUGAAGACAGUGAGAAUUGAAGGUUUACGUGCGUUGUGGAAAGGGUUCUUUCCCACAUGGGCAAGGCUUGGUCCUUGGCAGUUUGUUUUUUGGGUUUCUUAUGAGAAGUUCAGGUACAUGGCGGGGCUUUCUUCUUUUUGAUAGAGUUUUUUUCUAUACAUCUGCUAGAAGUUAAAUAUCAUUCGAAAUGCCAUUGCUGACUGAUUCAAUCCAGUCUGCUCAUUUCAUUUAAGACUUUAUAAUCACUGUCAUUUCUUCAAUCAUUGUUACAAACUAAUAAAUAACUCCAAGUUUCAUUCAAAUC